AUGAGCGUUACUAUGUGCCUGGUGUGGAGAUACAGAUUCGUCGUGUCCAUCAUUUUGGUCGUUGUGCUCUGUGAAGUGUUUGCAUCAGACGCACAACCAAUCGGAAAAGUUUAUCCACGCGGGAAUCACUGGGCUGUUGGACACUUAAUGGGCAAAAAAAGCACAGAUGACCAGGACAUAUCAGAAGAUUCAAACGACGAUGCUGUGACCUCUGUGAGCCCGGAUCAGGAUCUGCAGCUGGAGAGAUACAGCAAACAUCUGCCUCUCCGGCUGUAUGCGCUCAUGAAUGAACGAAUGACACAGGAGAACCCGCAGGACAACACAGAGGUCAACGCUUUAAAACUGAUGCAGCGCAUGAUCGAAAAGGGACGCCAGUGGGAGGAAGAGAGAGAUGACAGAGCUGAGAAAGUGGCUGAGGACUUGUUACGGGCUUUAAGAAUGCAGUACGAGGACGAAAGCUGAGGACAAACUGGCUAAAAGACUGUGAUUUGAAGCUGAACAACUGGCUCCAUCAGAUACAAACCUCUUUAGUCAACAACAUAUCAAUAAGCAUGUUAUAUUUUUCUAUGUCGAUAUAUGAAAUACACAUAACCCGAGUGUCUUCAUUCUGUACAUUUUCAGCUGUUGUUUUAUAAACUCAUCUUACUGGCAGCCAUUGUAGUCAUGAUACAAUUGUAUGAUAAUAUUUAAUAAACUUGAACUUGUUGGGCUUUCUGCGGUUUAUAAAAAAUGACUGUUUUGCAUAUCAUUUGA
Danio rerio (zebrafish) is the source of this 753-nucleotide messenger RNA. It is a transcript of the gene grp, whose product is annotated as gastrin-releasing peptide. Gene Ontology annotation, cellular component: cytoplasmic vesicle; extracellular region. The record is from RefSeq and is marked inferred. Lineage: Eukaryota; Metazoa; Chordata; Actinopteri; Cypriniformes; Danionidae. Gene Ontology annotation, biological process: neuropeptide signaling pathway.